Closterium sp. Yama58-4 is the source of this 1065-nucleotide messenger RNA. Lineage: Eukaryota; Viridiplantae; Streptophyta; Zygnematophyceae; Desmidiales; Closteriaceae. The record is from the annotation of a GenBank genome assembly.
AUGUGGUCGCCGUCGCCCGUAAAAGGAUCAGCCUUACGCCUCUCGAAAUCGACCUCUGCGCCCACCCCGCCCCCAAUCCGCCCCCCGCUUCCCCCUUGCGCGCUUCCCCCCUGCGGGCUUCUCCCCGGCCUCCGCACCGCGUCGUCUUCUGCCGUCCCCCGCGUCGCUGCAUCAGCCGCCGCCGCCUCCGCCGCCGAUUUUCCCGCAGCCGGAUCCGGCCCCGGCGAGCCGCCUUUUAAUAUCAAUCCGGAGGAGCUACAGGAGGAGCUUUCCCGCGCUUUCCGCUCCGCCAAGAAGCAGUCUAAGGUCGCACUGCGGAAAAUAGCGGACGGCACGGCGGGUGCUUUGCGCUGCGCGCAGAGCAAGGUGGCGGAGUUUGAGCGCGAGAAUGACUUGCGCGGAAAGGCGCGGGAGGCGGUGGGCGCGGCGAACGAGCGGCUCGAGGAGGUCGCGUUCGAGGCGGAGAGGCACGCGUUUCGGUUCGACGCGCAGUUUGGGGUUUCAAGUAGAGUGGAGGAGAUGAAACGUGCGGUUGUCAGUGCGGCGUACGAUGUGGACUGUAACUUGCGGAUCCGACAAAGAAUGCGAGACAUGAUCAAGGAGAUACAGUACCAACUACCAAAGUAUCUGAAGCGGUGGGCGGAGUUCAGAACCACGCCGGCCGGCCAGCUCGUCAUGUUUGUGGUAUUUGCAUGGCUCCUCAUAUCCGGCUGGCUAGCGCAGAUCUUCCUCUGGUCGCUGUGCAUUGUCCCGCUCCUCCCGCUGCUCGCCAGGGCGCUCGCCAAAGCAGCCUUCGUUGAGGGUGAUUGCCCCUCGUGUGGAGUUCGUUUCAUCGGGCCCCGGCGCGAGCUGCUGAUCUGCCGGGGAUGCCACCACGUGGUGUGGACGCCCAAGGGCUGGGGAUUCCCAAGAAAGGCUCAAAGCUCCGCUGCUAAAAGCACCACCAGUAGCAGCAGCAACAAAGGUGCCGGUGGGGAUAACAGCAAGCGCAGUGCACGUGGUGCUGGUGACGAUGGCGAGGUGGAUAUUAUUGAUGUUGUGGCUAUCAGCCCAGCAGGAGCCUAG